AUGAAAGAUGGAGGAUACUUCACGAAGGAAACGCGCGGCGGGAGCCCCAACUGCCACGCCUACCGGCCAAUAAGGGGCCGCGGCGUCUCGUCGAGGAGGGGUUGGGAGGGGUGCGCGGGGCGCCGGCGCCGCCGUGGUCCGCGCGCCAGUCUGCAGCCAGCCUGCGUGGGUGCUGCGCGCCUGCGUGUCGCCGUGAGAGCAGAGCAGCUUCCCGCGCCGCGCCGUGCCGAGACGGACUUGCGAUGCGCCAUGGAGCAGCAGGUGUCCCCUGCGGCUGCUGAGGAGCAGGCGGCGGCGGCGGACGCCCCGCAGCCCAGGCCGCUCAGCUUCUCCGCCGAGCAGGUCGCCUGCGUCUGCGAGGCCCUCCUCCAGGCGGGCGACAUCGCGCGGCUGGAGCGCUUCCUGCGGCUGCUGUCGCCGGCGGGGCUGAUCCGCGGCCACGAGUCGGUGCUGCGCGCGCGCGCCGCCGUCGCCUUCCAGCGCGGCCACUACCACGAGCUGUACGCCAUCCUCGAGUCGCAGCCGUUCAGCGCGCGCCACCACGCGCACCUGCAGCAGCUGUGGUUCGCCGCGCACUACCGCGAGGCGGAGCGCGUGCGCGGCCGGCCGCUCGGCGCCGUCGACAAGUACCGCCUACGCAAGAAGUACCAGCUGCCCAGGACCAUCUGGGAUGGCGAGGAGACCGUCUACUGCUUCAAGGAGCGGUCGCGGAACGCGCUCAAGGAGUGCUACAACCGCAACCGGUACCCCACGCCCGACGAGAAGAAGGGCCUGUCCAAGAAGACGGGCCUGACGCUCACCCAGGUGUCCAACUGGUUCAAGAACCGGCGCCAGCGCGACAGGCCCGUCCACACCCGGAGUGGCAGCACGAGUAGCACUGGGAGCAAUGGAACAGCUGCAGAUGUCAGCCUUUUGUGGGGCAGUACUACUCCGACCCUGUGCUAUGCCACUCAUGGGGUUCCAGGAACUGGUGGAGUGAAGAGUGAACCUGAUGCGUAUAUUCAGGCUGCUUACAGUGCUGGAUACGAUGCUGUUCUGUCACCUCAAUGA
Messenger RNA from Schistocerca serialis cubense, 1050 nucleotides. Its product is annotated as homeobox protein SIX6-like. Gene Ontology annotation, cellular component: transcription regulator complex; nucleus. The coding region runs from base 1 to 1050 and encodes 349 amino acids. Gene Ontology annotation, biological process: regulation of transcription by RNA polymerase II. Lineage: Eukaryota; Metazoa; Arthropoda; Insecta; Orthoptera; Acrididae. The transcript is spliced from 5 exons. Gene Ontology annotation, molecular function: DNA-binding transcription factor activity, RNA polymerase II-specific; RNA polymerase II cis-regulatory region sequence-specific DNA binding. The record is from RefSeq and is a predicted model, not a curated record.